UUUAUUCCUCCUCGCAAUCUGUAUCCCAGAGGGCUGCCCGCCGUCGGUUUGGCUGUUAGAGCAGGAGUCGUCGCAUGGACUGACAUGGCAACCGACCUCGCCAUGAGCGCAGAGCUGCCGAACAGCCCUUUGGCCAUCGAGUACGUCAACGACUUUGACCUGAUGAAGUUUGAGGUAAAGAAGGAGCCGCCGGAGGCCGACCGCUACUGCCACCGCCUCCCGUCCGGUUCUCUGUCCUCCACCCCGAUCAGCACACCCUGCUCCUCCGUGCCUUCCUCCCCGAGUUUCUGUGCACCGAGCCCGGGAGCGCAGCCCAACCAGAGCCUGACCAGCGGGGUCAACAGCAGCGGCAGCAGCAACAACAGCAGCGGCAACAACAAUCACAGCAACGCGGGCAAGCCUCAGCUGGAGGACCUGUACUGGAUCCCCAGCUACCAGCACCACAUCAACCCGGAGGCGCUCAACCUGACCCCGGAGGACGCGGUGGAGGCCCUCAUCGGGAACGCGCACCACCACCACCACCACCACCAGGCCUACGAGGGCUUCCGCGGGCAGCAGUAUGCAGGGGAGGAUCUGUCCGCGGCCUCGGCGGCCCACCACCACCAGGGCCACCACCACCACCAUCACCACCACCACGGCCACCACGCCCGCCUGGAGGACCGCUUCUCGGACGACCAGCUGGUGAGCAUGACGGUGCGGGAGCUGAACCGGCAGCUGCGGGGCUUCAGCAAGGAGGAGGUGAUCCGCUUAAAGCAGAAGAGGCGCACCCUGAAGAACCGGGGCUACGCGCAGUCCUGCCGCUUCAAGCGCGUCCAGCAGAGGCACAUGCUGGAGACCGAGAAGUGCACCCUGCAGAGCCAGGUGGAGCAGCUGAAGCAGGACGUGGCGCGCCUCGCCAAGGAGAGGGAUCUUUACAAGGAGAAGUACGAGAAACUGGCCAGCCGGACCUACAACGCGGGAACGAACACGAGAGACCCGUCCGGGAAACAGGCCAACACCGAGUUCUUCAUGUGAGAGACUGAAGCAUAGACUCUGAGUCACACCCCACAUACACAUCCGUGUUACAUUAAUUUAUGUUUUUUUGUAUUUUGUUUACAGUUAUUCCCUCGACAGAGAAGACUUAAAACACAACAACAAAACAUUACGCAUUUUUUAGAUGCGCGCAGAAGUAGUUCCUCCUGCGCAGUUUGAGUCUUAAAGAUGUUUUUGGCUGUCAGGUGAGCACGUGGGAUCACUUAACCUAUAGACUUUUUUUCCUCUGGUGCAACAGAACCCGGUCAGUCUUACUGAAGCACUCUGACACUGAUCAUGACUUUGAUGAUUUUGUCUUAACACGCGGAGGUUCAUUUUUAGAAACUCAGAUUGGACUGAAACAGAAUUUAAAAAAAAAAGCAAUACACCGCCUCUCUCUUUUUGUGGCUCCAGGAAGCUCAUCAGACUGUUUGUGUGUGAAAGCGAGGCGGUCUGCGAUGCAGAGAAGAGACAGUUUUCAAUAUUGCAAGUCUAUAGUUUCCCAUCCCUGCAUGCAGGACAUGUAUGGAAACCUCCGAGUCAUCUCCCACAAACCCUCCCACAUGUAUGGAAAGCAUGGUUCUCUCCUCCUCGAGAUGCUUCUCCUCCCUCAUCCUCUGCCAUCAGUAAGGCCUGGGUAUGCAAAUAAAAGCCACAAAAUGUUUCUCCCCCCUCCCCUCCCUCAACCCCCCUGAGAGGUGCAAAGACUGCGGACUAAAACCUGCAAAACAAUCUGCUAGUGCGAAACAUGGAUGCGUCUUUAACUGCUGUUUUCAAUCAAAUUUUCUAUUGUUUUAAAAAAGACAAAUAAAAAAACGAACAAAAAGAGAUUAAACUGAGCCAGAUUUUAGACUUGUAUUUAUUUCCACCUGUACAUAACGUGUCGAGAAAAAAAAACAGUGAACUGUGUUGUUUUACUUGUUUUUCUCUCUCUCCUUCUCUUUUUAAAGAAAACCUGCUUUUUGUUGCUUGGAUUCUUCGAAAUGUCUUAAAUACAAAUGUUUGUAUGUUACAGCAUGCAAAUCGUCUAUGGUUAUCCUCCUCCUCCUACUGAACAUGUGUAAUGUCAAAGGCAAGCCUAUACUGCACUAAGAAGAGAUCAAACUGGAUUCAAACGUUUUGUUUUCUACUGAUAGGACCUUUGAUCUGUUGAAAACCCUGGAUGUAAAUUUGAUGAGGUGAAAAAGCUUCAUUUAUUAGAUGGACUGCAUUCGCUGCUAAAACUCUAUGCACCAACCUGUUGAUGAAAAAGACUCAGUUUCAUUUUUCGUUUUUCAGUUUUUUUACUUUCAAAUCUUUGUCGACAAAAUGUGUCUGCAGGCCUGCGUGUUUCUCCUGCAGCCCGGUGUCUUAAUGAGAUCUUGUGUCUGACUGGAUGCUUGA
Messenger RNA from Labrus bergylta (ballan wrasse), 2394 nucleotides. NCBI's taxonomy places the organism in Eukaryota, Metazoa, Chordata, Actinopteri, Labriformes, Labridae. The record is from RefSeq and is a predicted model, not a curated record.